Molecule: messenger RNA, 1810 nt
Organism: Telopea speciosissima
Lineage: Eukaryota; Viridiplantae; Streptophyta; Magnoliopsida; Proteales; Proteaceae
Product: ribosome biogenesis protein WDR12 homolog
Exons: 14
Coding region: 147-1460 (437 amino acids)
Biological process (GO): ribosome biogenesis
Cellular component (GO): preribosome, large subunit precursor
Molecular function (GO): protein binding
Source: RefSeq, a predicted model, not a curated record
CCCUCCUUUAUAUUUCCUCUGUCCGUCCGAGAAAGAUUGUUUUUGGAUCAAAUAGGUGAAGCUUCUCUCUGCUCGGAGAGACAAAAGGGUUUAUCAGUGGUUUUUUGACAUCGGGUCACUUUGUUUCAGCUUCUCUUUCCAUAUUCAUGGGGUUUAACGGAGAUGCAGAAGAAUCAUCAAGGCGGGUUCAGGUCCGCUUUGUGUCGAAGCUCAAGCCGCCUAUGAGAGUUCCGCCAUAUUCUAUUGCAAUCCCCUCCAACCUCACCAGGAUGGGCCUAUCUGCUGUUGUCAAUAAUCUUAUCAAAGCUGGAAGUUCUGAUUGGGAAUCUCAACCUUUUGAUUUUCUCAUUGAUGGUGAGCUGGUUCGGAUGCCACUUGAACAGUUUCUCCUUGCUAAGGGCAUUUCUGCGGAGAAGAUUCUUGAGAUUGAAUACAUAAGGGUUGUUGCACCACGAAAGCAGGAGGAACCAUGUUUACAUGAUGAUUGGGUCAGUGCAGUUGAUGGUUCUAAUCUUAGGUUCAUAUUAACUGGGUGCUAUGACAGUUUUGCAAGGGUAUGGAAAGCUGGUGGAUCGUGUACACAUAUAUUAGAGGGACACAGUGAUGCAGUUACUUCUGUAACUAUUGUCAAUCAAAAAGUUACUGAGGAUGUUACCAACAUAUGUGUAGCCACAGCUUCAAAAGAUCGGACAUUAAGGUUGUGGAAGUUUGAUGUAGAUGAGGUCCUCGAUCAUCCUACGAAGAUUAGAGCCUUUAAAAUCCUCAAUGGGCACAAAUCGUCUGUACAAACUGUUGCGGCUCAGACGUCUGGCAAUAUGGUAUGUUCUGGUUCUUGGGAUUCUACUAUCAAUAUAUGGCAGACAGAUGAGUAUGAUGCAGAAGGUGAUCUAGUUUCAAUAAAAAAGAGAAAAGUUGGAAGCAAAAGAGAAGAAUUGCAGUCAGAGGGGGAGGCUGUGUCCACACUUGUGGGACAUACACAAUGUGUAUCUUCUGUUGUCUGGCCAGAACGGGAAACUAUAUAUUCUGCGUCAUGGGAUCAUUCUGUUAGAAAGUGGGAUUUUGAAACAGGCAAAUCCUUGAACAUUUUCUGUGGGAAAGCCCUCAACUGCCUUGAUGUUGGAGGUGAAAGUUCUGCACUUAUUGCUGCUGGUGGUUCCGACCCUGUCCUUAGGAUAUGGGAUCCUCGAAAACCAGGAAGUUCAGCUCCCAUCUUUCAGUUCUCAUCUCACUCCUCUUGGAUCACGGCUUGCAAGUGGCACAAAAAAUCAUGGUUUCAUUUGGUUUCUGCAUCUUAUGAUGGGAAAUUGAUGUUAUGGGAUCUAAGAACUGCGUGGCCACUGACAGUGCUAAACUCACAUAAUGACAAGGUACUAUGUGCUGACUGGUGGAAAGGUGAUAGUGUAGUCAGCGGUGGGGCAGACUCAAAACUUUGCAUUUCUUCUGAAAUUCCUUUUGAGUGAGGAAUACAAGAGUAUUAGCAUAGGCCUUCUGAAUUGGAAAAUCUGAAAUCAACUCCAAUGAAGCUGGUCAGAAGAAUUUUAGUAAGGUUAUUUGUGCUUGUAUAUACACAAUUUUGAUGGCAUUUGAUCGGUAUGACUUUCCAACUCAGGUCUUUUGUUCAGAGCAGCAAUUCACGAAACCAUGGUUCUCAUUGUAGGAACAUAUUACUUGCAGAGGGUGUUGUAGAGGAAAGUGUUGAACAUUUAAACUGAUCUAAAUAUGUUUGGUUAAUGACCAGGAUACUCAAUUUAGUGAUAAAUUGACAUUUGUUCCUACGUGGAUUGAAAGAACUUGCCACAUAUUAUCAAAA